Messenger RNA from Drosophila innubila, 1230 nucleotides. RefSeq lists its product as uncharacterized. NCBI's taxonomy places the organism in Eukaryota, Metazoa, Arthropoda, Insecta, Diptera, Drosophilidae. The transcript has a single exon. The record is from RefSeq and is a predicted model, not a curated record.
AUGCUGGAGGCAACAAUUCGCUCGCCCUUCAGCACGGACAUUCCGCACGCGUUUCUCUACAACGAUACGAGCAGGGCAAAGUCCUAUUAUCGUGGACCCUAUGUGGAGUCAUUGCAGAGCUUUGCCCACGUUUUCCACUAUAAUCUGCAGAUGGAUCAUGUGGACAGUUUACCCAAAAAGAUUCAGCUCCAGGAACAGAUUGGCGAUGGCAUCUAUAAUGUCUCCCUGCAUGGUGUGCUGAUUAGGACGCUCCUGGAUGAUCCCUCCAAUAUUACGCAGUACAGCUAUCCCCUCGAGGUGAUGAGGAACUGUGUAAUGGUUCCUCUCGCACCGGAGUUGCCCAAGUGGUUGUAUAUGGUAUGGCCACUGGGAAGAUAUGUGUGGACAACUCUCUUUCUGGGAAUCUUCUAUGUGGCCUUCCUCUUACGCAUUGUGCAUCGGGUGGAGAUCAUAGCUAGGUCGUACACUCGGAAUCUACUGCAUGCCAUGGCCAUCCUCAUGUACAGUCCCAAUAUGAAUAUGCAGGUGCGAAUGAUCCAGGUUCCCAUGCGAACCCUGAUCUUCUAUACUCUGCUGUAUAUCCAGGGAUUUAUACUGUCCAAUUACCACAUCAGUCAUAUGACAUCCUAUGAUAUGAAACCGGUGUUUGUGAAGCCCAUUAAUACCUGGGCGGAUUUGAUAGAAUCCAAGGUGCGCAUCAUCAUUCCGGAUACUCUGCUGGAGGAGAUACACUCUCUGCCUGGUCUAGAUGUAACAUCAUUGGAUCCGCAAUUUGAGCCACACAUUUGACAGGACUAUCAGAAUCUGUUGACGAAACCGCCACGAUCGCAUGCCUAUGUGGUUACCCAGGAUAUAUGGGAUUUCUUCAAUCGACAGCAGGAGGUUCUCAUCCAGCCCUAUUUCCACAUGUCCCAGGUCUGUUUCAAUGGACUCUUCAACGCCUUUCCCAUGCAAAAAGAUGCCCAAUUUGCCGCUGCCCUCGAUCGAUUCAUGAUGAAUGUGAGGCAGGCGGGUCUCUGGGAUUACUGGGAGGACAUGGCCUUCGUUUAUGCCGUCCGAGCGAAAUAUGCUCAGGUCUUUCUCGACACUUAUCCCGUCGAGCCAUUGAAUCUGGAGUUCUUUAGCACCGCCUGGAUCGUUAUUGUAGUGGGCUUACCUAUAAGUCUGUUGGUUUAUUUUCUAGAAUACUUGUGGUGGCGCUGUAAGGCUACAAAUAUACACUAUCAAUAG